UUCCAUUUUGUUGCAGUUCAGUGUCGGGAGGGAGAAGUGGCGUAUUUACGGCCACUGGUAACAACAUAUAAGCCUCGAGAGUGACAGAUUUGUAGGAAAUAUAGCUUUGCUGUUCUUCCUACAGUAUCUGCCGAAGGAUAUCCGAGGCUACCUAUAUUUUUUUUCGACGAAAGGCUUCAACAACAAAGCCUGAGGAAGUCGGCAGUCGACUUCUUGGAGCAUCGUGCGCCGAGAAUUGAUGUUCAGCUCGGCUUCACGGCAAAACAACGAUCAUUGGCACAUGAAAACCUCAGACCUUGCUGGACACACAAGUGCAGCGAGAAGUAGACAGAGAACUACUUCGAGGACCUGGGGACCGAUCGGCGGUGAAAGAUUAAAGCAGGAUCUCAUCGUCUUCAGCCUGACAACAAAGAGGUGACAGGUAGUACAGAAACAUGGGAGGUGGAGAGAGGUACAACAUUCCAAUUUCCCACCCUGAACGCCCCAAGAAGAGCCACCAGCUCGGCAAGGCCAAGCAGAGGAGCCGUGACCAGAGCGGAGCAGUAGUGGCAUCCGUGGGAGGGGCGGCGGGCCUUCACCAUCACGGUCACCGCCGGAGUGACAAGGGCACCACCUACCACAGGUCUCCGGAGGCAUGGCAGGCCGCGUCUGUGGAGAAGAAUGCUUCUGUCCGUUUCGCCACCACCUACGAUCAAAACUGGGAGGGCGCAGUGUCUCACCUUAAUACGCUGCUAGCAACUCAGGGCAGCCCGAGUUAUGCAGGGCCUAAGUUCAGUGAGCCGCCCUCGCCCAGCGUGUUGCCCAAACCUCCCAGUCAUUGGGUGUCUUUCCCUAUGGGAUCCUGUGACCACAGAGAGAUAAUGGCCUUCCAGCUAAAGAGCCUCCUGAAAGUGCAGGCUUGAGAUAGAAACCUCCACCUCAUUUAUAGCCAGCCAAUUUACUGCGACUCUGUUUAGGCACCCGCUUUCCAGGAACACCCCGUGGUUGUAAUAGAUUUCUCAUUUUUGGCUUAAAUCCUCUCAAAGUUGGGCAUUUGCAACUGUUUCAGAGUUUUCUAACUGUUUUAAAGAUAUUACAGCCAUGUGGCCUUGCUGGUUGGCCCUGCCUUUAGUGGAGUCAGUUUCUGUAACUGAUGACUGGAUCCUUUUUUUUUUUUAAAAAAAACUUCUGUUUUGUUUUGUUCUUUUUAGUGUUGGCUGUUAAA
Molecule: messenger RNA, 1204 nt
Organism: Poecilia latipinna (sailfin molly)
Lineage: Eukaryota; Metazoa; Chordata; Actinopteri; Cyprinodontiformes; Poeciliidae
Gene: pnrc2
Product: proline-rich nuclear receptor coactivator 2
Exons: 3
Coding region: 435-902 (155 amino acids)
Source: RefSeq, a predicted model, not a curated record